UGUUGCUUUCGACAGUCGUUUCGAACAAACUCCAGAUACAACCAGAGCUGAGAAGAAGCCAAGCAAUUUAUCUUCAGUGGUUGUCAUAUCAUAAUUGUUCUCUAAGAUGGCCGUACUUAAUUAUUCACCAUUACUACGUUAGCGGUAUCCAAAGACCCGGGCGGUUCUGGAUUUAUAUCACGUUUAAAUUAACGGCUUGGUCGCUCCGUCGUUCAACCGUCUAAGCUAACGGUUUUAGGUUUUUUUUUCUCCCUGGAGGGGCAGUUGUAUUUCCCCCUCGCAAUUGAAUGAAAGGGCUCUUAAUUCCUGGGAGAGCCUUCGCAUCCUCCGCCGGGUCCGCUCCGAGGGGUGGAGGCUCCGCCGGGCAGAGCCGGGCUUCGAGAUGAGGAUGCCCAGGGCAGGGCGCCUGCUCCUGGCGACGUGCCUCGGCUCGCUCUUCGUGCUUGUGCUGUACUUUCAGAACAUCACCAAGCCAGAACCAGCUGUGAGGACGGAAAGCACACCCGGGAAGAGCAGGAGAAGUCCAUUGCAGACCCUCUACAACGGAGACCAGAGCGAGUUGGCGGCUCAGAGGUCCCUCCAAGGUCGCAGGGAGCUGUUGGAGCAGGCGUGUCUGAGCCACACGAGGAAGCGCCAAGUGCUGUCGCCCGAGGAUCUCAAACACCUGAUUGUGGACGACAAACACGGCCUCAUUUACUGCUACGUACCCAAGCUCUGCACCAAUUGGAAGCGCGACCUGAUGGUCCUCACCAGCGACGGCCGCCACGUCAACCCUCUCGACAUCCCGCCAACGAGGCGACGUGGCGGGUCACCGCGCACGCUGUCGGAGUUCACGGUGCCCGAGAUCAACCGGCGCCUCCGCGACUACCUGAAGUUCGUCUUCGUGCGGGAGCCCUUCGAGCGCCUGGUGUCCGCCUACCGCAACAAGUUCACCCGCAGCUACAACACGGCUUUCCACAAGCGCUACGGCACCAAGAUCGUCCGGCGGAACCGGCCCGACCCGGAGCCCGGGGCGCUGGAGAAGGGCGACGACGUCUCCUUCCCCGAGUUCGUCCAGUACCUCGUGGACCCUCGCACCCAACGCGAGGAACCCUUCAACGAGCACUGGGAGCGCGUGCACUCCCUCUGCCACCCGUGCAUGAUCCACUACGACGUGGUGGGGAAGUACGAGACCCUGGAGCCGGACGCUCGGGCCGUGCUCCGGCUGGCCGGAGUGGAGGAGGCGCUCCAGUUCCCGACGUCCGGCAAGAGCACCAGAACCGACGGCAACAUGGCGGCGCGCUUUUUCAAGCACGUCAGCCCGUUCUACCAGAAGAAGCUGUUCAACCUGUAUCGCAUGGACUUCCUGCUCUUCAACUACUCCACGCCGGAGUACCUCAGGACUCGAUGAGGGGGCGGAGACGAGAGGAGUGACAUCGGUGACACGGACGCGUCGUUGGGGAUGAUCACUUUGCACUUUUUUGGAUUGCCAUGCACUAUUUUUCAUCACAAGCACCCACUUGAGACGACGGCCCAUCAGAACACGCAAAAACACCAAAUGCCUUUUUUUCUUUAUCCGAACUGAAUGCAGACGUGUCUUUCCCAAAAAUGUGUUUGAAAAUGCAGUCUUUACAAACCGAUCCCUCCGGUUCACUGAGAAGUCAGUAUUUAUUUAGUAUUCACUUCGAUCACCAUUCCUCACACAGAAAUGACUUGUUGGGCCGAUCUCUGUUGGCUCUGUUCUCAUGUCUGUAACGCGCUGUCGUCCGAUGUGCCUUACCGGCGUUCCCGCCAUGCCGACUACAGUCACAUUCCUCCCAGGACUCAUGAGCCAAUGAAUUAAAGUGAUCACACUUGUGAGGAGCGGGUUCUCCUCUCGCACCGGGGGCUAUGUGUGCUGACUGUGAAGCUGAACACGGCAGAUUCAAUCGAAGCACCUGCAAUAGAACUGUGGAUGGCAUUUAUUUAUGUAUGUCGGUGCAUUCAAGUAUUUAUUGUUAUCGUGUGUGCGUGAGUUAGGCUCACGGUUUUGUGAAAAUGAAUUAUAUGUGAAAGAAGGGGAGUUUCUC
Pseudoliparis swirei is the source of this 2048-nucleotide messenger RNA. Its product is annotated as carbohydrate sulfotransferase 11-like. Lineage: Eukaryota; Metazoa; Chordata; Actinopteri; Perciformes; Liparidae. Gene Ontology annotation, molecular function: sulfotransferase activity. Gene Ontology annotation, cellular component: membrane. The record is from RefSeq and is a predicted model, not a curated record. The transcript has 4 exons. Bases 383 to 1390 code for a protein of 335 amino acids. Gene Ontology annotation, biological process: carbohydrate biosynthetic process; proteoglycan biosynthetic process.